Messenger RNA from Hansenula ciferrii, 3282 nucleotides. RefSeq names its product Ctr9p (gene CTR9). The record is from RefSeq and is a predicted model, not a curated record. Lineage: Eukaryota; Fungi; Ascomycota; Saccharomycetes; Phaffomycetales; Wickerhamomycetaceae. Bases 1 to 3282 code for a protein of 1093 amino acids. Gene Ontology annotation, molecular function: RNA polymerase II complex binding. Gene Ontology annotation, biological process: regulation of DNA-templated transcription. Gene Ontology annotation, cellular component: Cdc73/Paf1 complex. The transcript has a single exon.
AUGUCAAAAGUGGAAAAAGUGGAUGAGAAUGUGCUGGGCGCGUCGUUCUAUCUCAAGGGCGAACAGGCCAACAGCACCGUUGAAGUGCCAAUGAAUGAUUCGAACGAGGUGGUGACAAUUGAUCUUGAAGAAGAAUUGCCUGAAGAUCCUACAGAUUUGUGUACUUUGCUAGAGAACGAACAUGCUGCUCCUCAUUAUUGGCUAUUGAUUGCUGCUGUUUAUGCUAAUAAGAGUUUAGUUAAUGAAGCCAUGGAAGUUAUUACAACUGGGUUAAAUCUGUAUCAAAAUUCAGAAUCAGCUCCUUUCCAUACCUUCUUAUCAUGGUUGAAUCUUAGACAAUCUAAAUCAAGUAUAGAAAGUUCAGAAGAUAAUCAAUUUUUGAAAAAAGCUGCUGAUAGUCUUAAGAUUGCAUUACAAUAUCAACCUCAUUAUAUCUUGAAUAGAUUAGCUCGUGCUGAAAUCACAUAUCAACAAGGUCAAUAUGACCAAGCUCUAGAUUAUUUUGAACGUAUCUUAAAAUUAGAUGUCAAAUCAGAUUCAAAUGUUUAUGCCCUUUUGGGUAAGGCUAAAACUUUAUACAAUAAGAAGAAUUAUCAAACAUCAUUGAAAACUUUCCAACAAAUUUUAAUUUUAAAUCCUUUAUUAAAACCAGAUCCAAGAAUUGGUAUAGGUUUGAAUUUCUGGAAUUUAAAAGAUAAAAAGAUGGCUACAAAAGCAUGGGAACGUUCAUUAGAAAUUGAUCCAGAAAAUGAAGUUGCUAAAUUAUUAAUAGUAUUAUCCAAAUUUGAUAGUUCAUUUGACUCUUUAACUGAUGAUGAUUUCAUUUCAACUUAUACAAAAGCAUUAGAAUCUCUACAGACAUUAAUCAAAACAACACCAGAAAAUCCAGUCCUUUUAUUAUUAUUAGCAAGUUAUUAUUAUUCCAAAAAUGAUUUAGAUUCAGUUUUGAAAAUUUGUGAAAAAGUUCUUCAAAAGGGUAAUUUAUCAUCAAAUUUAUCAUCUGAUGCAAAUUUUUGGAUUGCAAGAGUACAUUUUGAACGUGAAGAUUUUAGUAAUUCAACAAAAUUCUUUGCAGAAUCAUUAAAAUUAAAUUCUGAUAAUUUAUUAGCCAAGUUAGGUGUUGGACAAUCACAAAUACAAAGAGGUUCAAUUGAAGAUUCUAUAAUAACAUUUGAAUCAAUUUAUAAUAAUAAUCAAAAAAUCUUGGAAAUUGAUUAUAUAUUGGGUAUUUUGUAUGCUCAAGAUGAAAAAAAUCAUCAAAAGGCUAUUGCAGCAUUAGAAAAAUAUAUUAGAUUAUCUAAAGAUAAAAAUGAACCAAUUGCUCUUAAUACUUAUUUAACUUUAUCAAAAUUAUUUGAAAAUAAAGAUAAUUCAUUAGCUUUAUCACAUUUAUCCAAGGCAUUAGAUGUUCUUAAGAAAAGAGGUGAAACUAUUCCAAUUGAAGUAUUGAAUAAUUUAGGUGUAUUCCAUUUCAUUAAAGGUAAUCCAGAAUCUGCAAAUACAUUUUUCGAAAGUGCUCACCAGGCUAAUACAGAUGAAGAUUUGAAUAUUUCAUUAACUUAUAAUUUAGCAAGAACUCAAGAAAAUUCAGAUAUUCAAUCAUCAAUUGAUAAAUAUAAUGAAAUUUCUGAAAAAUCACCAAGUUAUAUUUAUAGUAAAAUUAGAUUAUUAUUUUUAGAAAUAUUACAAGCUGAUGUUAAAAAUGAUCAAGUAUUAGAGGAAAAAUUAAAUCAAUUAUUAGAAUCUCAUGUUUCUAAUUUAGAAGUUCGUGCAUUUUAUAGUUGGUAUUUGAAAAGAUCAAAUAAGGCAAACACUGGUAAAGGUGAAAAUUUGGAAAGUAAACAUAACAAGGAAACUUUGGUUAAAUAUGAUUCUCAUGAUACUUAUGCUUUGAUUUCUUUAGGUAAUUUAUAUUGUUCAAUUGCAAGAGAAGUUAAAGGUAAAACUCCACAAGAUCUUGAAAAAAAAAAUCAAUCUUAUGUUAGAGGUGCACAAUUAUUUCAAAAAGUUUUAACAAUUGAUCCAAAUAAUGUCUUUGCUGCUCAAGGUAUUGCCAUUAUUUUUGUGGAAAAUAAACAUUCAACAGUUGCUUUAGAAACUUUUAGAAAAAUUAGAGAUGCUAUUGAUGAUGUUUCAGUUUAUAUUAAUUUAGGUCAUUGUUUAAUCGAAGUUGGACAAUUUUCCAAGGCAAUUGAAAGUUAUGAAAUUGCAUUAAGAAGAUAUGGUGAUGAAACUAAAGAUUCAAGAUACUUAACAUUAGUUGGUAGAGCAUGGUUUGCAAGAGCAUCAGCUGAAAAAUCAUUAGAAAGUUAUUUAAAAUCAUUAGAAUAUAGUGAAAAGGCAUUUGAAGUUGCUGAAAAUACUAAAUUAAAGAAAAUUUUACCAUCGUUGAAGUAUAAUAUUGCAUUUGUUCAAUUUAAUAUUGCCCAAUUUAUUCAAAGACAAGAUAUUUCUAAAAGAACCGUGGAAGAUAUUUCUAAAGCACUUGAUGGAUUAAAAAUUGCUAUUGAUACUUUGAAUGAAUUAGCAAAUGAAAAAUAUCCACCAUAUCCAGCAGAUAUAUUGAAACAAAGAGCUAGUAUGGGUUCAAAUACUUUAAUUAAUCAAUUAGAAAGAGCCAUAAAAGAACAAAAAGAUUAUGAAACUAAAUUUGAAGAUAAAUUAAAAGCAGCUCAAGAAGCUAGAGAAAAGGAAAGAUUAAAAGCUGAAUUAGAAGAAGAAAAGAGAAAAGAAGAAGAAGCUGCGAAACAAGAACUAUUAAAAGCUGAAUAUUUAAAACUUCAAGAACAAGCUAAAGAAUGGGAAAGAGAACGUGAAGCUUUCAUUGAACCUGAAGAUGAUGAAGAUACUGGUAAGAAAUCUAAAAAGGGUAAAAAAUCUAAGAAUGCAAUUAAUACAGAUGAUGAAUUAAGUGAUGAAGAUAAACCUGUUAAAAAAUCAAGAAAAUCAAGUGGUAAAAAAUCCAAGAGAAAGAAGGAUGAAAAUGCUAUAAAUGGAGAUGAUGAAGAAGAAUCACCAGAAGCUAAAAAGAGAAAAUUAUCUUCCAAAAAAUAUAAAUCUGCAGAUAUUAUUGAAGAUAGUGAUGAAGAUUUAGAAGAUUUCGAUGAAAGUAAAUUAGGUGAUGAUAAUGAAGAUGAUGAUGCUUUAGAAAAAGCUGAAGCUAAGAUAGAUGCUCAAGGGGAUGAAAAAGAAGGAGAUGAUCAAGAAGAACAAGAAGAUAAGAAAGUGGAAAAUGGAGAAGAAAAACAAGACGAUGAUGAUGACGAGGAUGGAUUAUUUUGA